Messenger RNA from Vitis riparia (riverbank grape), 1311 nucleotides. RefSeq names its product transcription factor MYB54. Gene Ontology annotation, biological process: regulation of DNA-templated transcription. The coding region runs from base 18 to 968 and encodes 316 amino acids. The transcript has 2 exons. Lineage: Eukaryota; Viridiplantae; Streptophyta; Magnoliopsida; Vitales; Vitaceae. Gene Ontology annotation, molecular function: DNA-binding transcription factor activity, RNA polymerase II-specific; RNA polymerase II cis-regulatory region sequence-specific DNA binding. The record is from RefSeq and is a predicted model, not a curated record. Gene Ontology annotation, cellular component: nucleus.
UAUCAUUAUUUGAUCAUAUGCCACAAGCUAUGCAGUUUGGUGCCUGGAGUCUCUCUCCGAUGGAGGAUUCUGCCGGCGGUAGCAGCGAUGAUGGGAGGAAUUGCCAAAGAGGACACUGGAGGCCUGCUGAAGAUGAGAAACUCCGGCAACUCGUCGACCAGUAUGGCCCCCACAAUUGGAAUUCCAUUGCAGAUAAGCUUGAGGGAAGAUCAGGGAAAAGUUGCAGACUAAGAUGGUUUAACCAACUUGAUCCCAGAAUUAAUCGGAAACCAUUUACGGAAGAAGAGGAAGAGAGGCUCCUUGCAGCUCAUCGGAUUCAUGGAAACAAGUGGUCUCUCAUAGCUCGCCUAUUUCCCGGUAGAACCGACAACGCUGUGAAGAAUCACUACCAUGUUAUCAUGGCAAGAAGACAUAGAGAAAGGUUGAGGCAGUGCAGUAAGAGAAGUUGCCAAGAUCAUCCUAAUGACUCCAACACAAACCCUAGUAGCUUUUUCUUGAAGUUCUCCAGGCCCCAGCUAGAGUAUAACACUAAAUUAGGGUUUCCGGAUUUCCAAAACCAUGAAAGAAACGGAAUCUUCCCAGUUUCAUUCUCAAAGUCGUUGCCUUCAUGGACACACAGUGGAUCAACGAAUAAUCCAAAUUCACUGAGGCUUGAUAAGAUUUUUGGUGCAAGUUCUUCUUCCUGUUCGAAAGAGCCAUCACACAACGGUUUAGAUCAAUCUCUUAGCUCUUACUAUUCUAACUCUUCCAGCUAUGGCAGUUACAGGAAUUUAAGUUCACUAGGGGUGCCUUACCUUGGCGAUGAUCGGGGAAUCCAUGGAGCGAUGAAGAGCAAGUUAGUGAAACUCAGUGAUAAUUCAACAACAUUUCCCAAGUUGCGAAUAAUUACUGAGCAAAAGCAAGAAGAAUCAAUCAAGAGCACGGAUGUUCCCUUCAUCGAUUUUCUUGGUGUUGGAAGCUCUUCUUAGUUAGGGGAACUCAUGAUCUUCAUGACUUAGUAGUUCUUUUGGUCAGCUGGUAUAAUCUUAGACCUUUAGCUCUUCUCAUUUUCGUAUACAUGUAGCUGCCUAUGUCCUUUAAAUUUAAGGUUGGUUAACUGGAAUUUUAGGAAUAACACCCAGAGGUGUCUCCAACAUUCCUUUGUGGUCAUACAUACAUAUAUCAUUAGAGCUGCAAUAUUAAUGUUUAAUUUAAUUACGGUUUAAUCACCAAGCUCUGUUUGUUUCUUUGUUUUAAUUCCUUCAUCUGAAGAGUAUGUAAUGACUGAGAUGCUAAAUUUUGUUCUAUGUAUGCCAGUGAUUAAUUAAGUUG